CCAAAUGGGGAUAAUUGCACUAAACCCCCGGCCCAUGUUUCCUUAGGGGGUUAUCCACCAUGAAUCCCAGCAGCUCAGUUCUUAUCGCAUCGCUCUCUACGGCUUACUGAUACUCCACCAGCCCGGGUGCCCUGAAGGUGCAGAUGAGAGGCUUAUCUCUGUAUUAUACCCGCCACUUACAAGGAUAGACGAUAACGUCGUCUCUGAAAAUGCUGCGGAGAAACAAGAGGAUCAAUCUGAUCCAAAUAUCAAUAGUUGUCACUCAUUUAUUAGGUGGCUGAGAGACCACCUUACGAAAUGUCUCGCCUUGCUUGAUCUAUUCGCAUUCAGGAUAUCAUUCCCUCGCUGGAUAGGUUUUCGACGGCGACGAGGGCAGUUGGGUAGAUUGAACACGACGAACACAGAUUUGGUAGGAUAAGGGUGCUUACACAUACCAUCCCGGGCCCAACAAUUCAGCAAUAUGUCUAACAACACUUACCAUCCCGAAGAGCUCCCGCAUGAGAAAUCUGAUCUCACCAGUGGAAAUGUGCCCGUUGAAGGAGAUCGUGAGAUGGGAUUCACGGGUCCAGGUCUCCCCGACGAUGUCUUCGGGGAGGAAGAGAAUCAUGACAUCAAAUAUAAAACGAUGACCUGGCCAUUCGCGGCCGUUCUAAUGAUCACGGAAAUCGUAUCAAACGGCAUGCUUAGUUUACCGAGUUCCCUCGACGCGGUUGGUAUGGUCCCCGGAGUCAUCGUUACCGCGUUCCUAGGUGUUUUUGCCACAUUCACGGCUUGGCUGCUCAUACAAUUCAAGCUGCGACACCCGGAAGUGCAUAAUAUGGGCGAUGCGGGAUAUAUCUUGUUCGGGCCCAUCGGCCGAGAAAUAUUAGGCGGAGGAACCAUAAUCUUCGCGGUCUGUGCUACAGGGUCACAGAUCCUUGCCGGUCAACUCGCACUCACUGUCCUGUCGGAAGGAAAGCUCUGUGCAGUUGCGUUUUCGGGCAUAUUCUCUGCUGCCGUCGCAAUUUGCAGUUUUCCUCGCACGCUUGACCAUCUCAGCUAUCUCUGCAUUGUUGGAGGUGCUUCGAUCAUAAUCGCAGGAAUCGUGGCUAUGGCUGGCGCAGGAGCUGUCCCCGUCAACCUGGGAGACAUAGUGAUUACGAGAGCCAGUGAUUUUACGACAGCCUUUAUCAGCAUCACGAACCCCGUGUUCGCUUAUGCCGGUCAUUUCAUGUUCUUCAUACUUAUAUCGGAGAUGAAGCAUCCGCAAGACGCGAUGAAAGCUGCCUGGACCCUUCAAAUCGUGGCGACCACUCUUUACAUCACUCUUGCCAUCGUAACUUAUUGGUAUAUUGGUCAAGGGGUCUCAAGUCCGAGCUUUCUUAGCUUAAAUCCGUUGUGGUCCAAGAUCUCGUUCGGACUUGCCAUACCCAACUUCUUCAUCGCGGCUAGUUUGAACAUUCAUACCGCGGCUAAGCUCGUCUUCGUGCGUCUGUUUAGACGUAGUCGCCACAUUCACUCGCAUACGUUCGUCGGCUGGGGCGUUUGGACUUUCCUUAUUCUUCUAGCUAAUGUCGCGGCGUUCCUCUUCGCAGUCGGGAUCCCCAUUUUUAACUAUUUGGUUGGUAUCGCGGGUUCGAUGUUCGCUGCUUGGUGUAAGUAGCAUCUCGGUCGAGUCUACCCCUUUCCACACAUCCGGGCUGAUCUCAGGGCCUGCAAUAUCCCAAUCGAUCUCGCACAUGGGCUUUUCCUCUA
Annulohypoxylon truncatum is the source of this 1734-nucleotide messenger RNA. RefSeq names its product transmembrane amino acid transporter protein-domain-containing protein. The coding region runs from base 461 to 1642 and encodes 393 amino acids. The transcript is spliced from 2 exons. Gene Ontology annotation, biological process: amino acid transmembrane transport. NCBI's taxonomy places the organism in Eukaryota, Fungi, Ascomycota, Sordariomycetes, Xylariales, Hypoxylaceae. Gene Ontology annotation, molecular function: amino acid transmembrane transporter activity. The record is from RefSeq and is a predicted model, not a curated record. Gene Ontology annotation, cellular component: vacuolar membrane.